UGAGAGUGGCGGUUUGGGAUGGCCGAUGUUAUCAAAGGUGGUGGUUGUGAAAUUGAUGAUGCAGGAUAUUCCCUACAGAUUGAGAUAUAACCAUAUGUAUUUUGAAGAACCCUCCCACAACAAUGGAGGUUUGCUUCCUUUAUUCUGUUCUGGUGAGUGCAAUAAGGUCUGUGAGCUUCUUGGUCUCACCUGUCAGUCGGAGAUUGAACUCUUCUCGUUUUCUCUAUCCAUAUGCGGCUUCCUUUUCUUGCACAGCGGCCUGACUUGCUCAGACCCUUCACUCUGCUCUCCUAUGGAGACCGUAUGUGGGACUGUCAGCACGGAUAAUGGCCAAUUUGGCAAAUGA
Molecule: messenger RNA, 346 nt
Organism: Ilex paraguariensis (yerba mate)
Lineage: Eukaryota; Viridiplantae; Streptophyta; Magnoliopsida; Aquifoliales; Aquifoliaceae
Source: the annotation of a GenBank genome assembly